Messenger RNA from Arabidopsis lyrata subsp. lyrata, 1146 nucleotides. RefSeq lists its product as uncharacterized. The record is from RefSeq and is a predicted model, not a curated record. NCBI's taxonomy places the organism in Eukaryota, Viridiplantae, Streptophyta, Magnoliopsida, Brassicales, Brassicaceae.
AUCUAUCUAGCCCAAUGACAGAUUUUGUAUAUAUAUAAUAUAUUUUAGAGUGUUUUAUAGUUUAUACCUUGUACACAAUACCGAAACCACCUUGUCCUAUCUUGUUACAAUCAGAAAACUUUUCUGUGGCAUUGACAAUAUGUUCAAGGUCCAUGGGUGCACAUUGUAAACCCCCUAUAUGAAUAUGAUGAUCUUUUUUAAACUAUUUUUCGAUUCAAACAGAAGAAAAGAAGAUAAAAAUAAAAGAAACAUCAUAAGAAUACCAAUAGGUAGUGGUGCAAUUACUCUUGUUGGCAUCCUCUUCUUUCUUUUCCAAAUGCAGAACAAUAUGAAAAUGACACCCAGAAGAAGCACAAUGCCGACUCCACCAAUCAAGAUAAUGACUUUUGAACUCAAUUUUCUUUUAUUUUUCUUUACCUGUGCUGUCGCUAAAAACACAAGUAAAAGAACAGUUUUUAAAUUUAUAUCACAAGUUACGAUAGUCAGUUUUCCAAUGAUAAUGUUCUACAUUCUUUUUUCAAAUCAUCAAGAAACCAUAAGAACUCAUAUGAAAAAAAAAAAACAGAGAUAAAUUUUGCUUACAGAUAUCAGUGGCUGCCAAUCUGACAAAAAGAUCUUGACCAGCAAUCGCGUUCUUUCGGAGAUCGAGGAUUUCUUCCACCCAAAUCACACAACCUGAACCACCGUUUUGCAUGUCCGUGUUAGCAUACGCAGUGCAAUUACAAUUCCCAAUGCACUUGCCAUGGCAUUCCUUCAACCCAAUACUCCUGUCCACAAUAGACUUUGUAAUAUCAGGCAACUUCAUUGUCCUGAGCUGCUCAAACCCAUCCCUAGAGCAGUUCAACGGUGUCUUCCUCGUACAACCACCUGUCCAGUCGUGCAAAUCCCAUGCUUCUUUGUCUCUCGGCUGAAACCCAUGUGCAAACACAGUUUGGUGAUGUGUUUGUGUCACACAGACCAUAAGCUCCACAUCUAUUGUAUAAACCGCAUGUAUCACGUGGUAAAAGACUAUCCAAUCGUUUCCACAUUUGUUGUGGUUUUGGAAUCCACGUAUACCUCUUCAACACGCCGCUAUAAGACAUUCUCAAUAUUGAGAAGAAGGAUUCAUUGGUGAUACUGAAGAAAUAGGUGACCUCCUCUUUGGUC